GGCGCGCAGGCAUCAUAAUCGUCAGUGUCUCUCUCGUAUAAGAGAGCGAGAGAGCACUAAAGCGAGGUGGAAGGCGUGUAGGGAAGACGAGUGCGAGGAAGCAAAAAGAGAGAGGAAGAGAGUGUAGGAAUUUCUCAGGAGAGAACUUGAGAAGGUGUCGAUUUUCUGUUGCUGGCGGGAUGCGGUCAUUGGCGAUCUUAGUCGUUCUUCUACUGGUCGUCCGGCUGUUCAGGUGCGAGAUUCUGACGCCACCGUACUUCAACCUGGCUGAGGGCAAGGAGAUCGUCGCCUCGGCUACAUGCGGCGUCGACACCACUGGUCCUGAACUUUAUUGUAAACUCGUCGGUGCGAACGCGGACCAGGACGAGGAUAUCAACUUGAUUCAAGGACAGGUAUGUGAUUACUGCGAUCCUGAUAUCCCCGAGAAGAGACAUCCGCCCGAAUAUGCAGUCGAUGGCAUGGAGACUUGGUGGCAAUCACCGCCAUUGUCCAGAGGAAUGAAAUACAACGAAGUGAAUUUGACAAUUAACCUGGGACAAGAAUUCCACGUAGCUUACGUUUAUAUACGAAUGGGAAACUCGCCCCGGCCAGGACUUUGGGUACUGGAGAAGUCUAAGGACAACGGAAAAACCUGGUCACCCUGGCAGUACUUCUCAGACUCCGCCAGCGACUGUCUCACGUACUUCGGUGUGGAUAGCCAUAAGCCGAUCACUCGGGACGACAGUGUGAUUUGCACAACCGAAUUCUCGCAGGUGGUCCCGCUCGAAGGUGGCGAGAUCCCAAUAUCGAUCCUGAACAACCGACCUUCAGCGAAGUACUACUUCAAUUCGACUCUGCUGCAGGAAUGGACGAGGGCAACCAACGUCCGCUUCCGCUUCCUCAGAACAAAGAACCUGCUAGGCCACUUAAUGUCUGUCGUUCGUCAGGAUCCUACCGUCACCAGAAGAUAUUUCUACUCGAUUAAAGACAUUAGUAUCGGCGGCCGUUGCAUGUGUAAUGGACACGCGGACACCUGCGACGUUCAAGAUCCCAAUAUGCCAAAGAAGCUGGUCUGUCAGUGCCAACAUAAUACCUGUGGACCUCAGUGUGCGACGUGUUGCAAAGGCUUCGAGCAGAAGAAAUGGCGACAGUCCACGGCGUCCAAGAAAUUCAAAUGCGAGCCUUGCAACUGCUUUGGACACUCGGACGAAUGCAUCUACGAUCCGGAGACCGACGAGAAGCAUUUGUCAUUGGAUAUUUACGACAAUUACGAGGGCGGCGGUAUUUGUCAGAAUUGUAGGGAUAACACUGAAGGCAUCAACUGCAACCGCUGUAAGCCUAAAUUCUACAGGCCACAAGAUAAACCUUUGAACGCGACCGACGUAUGUCGACCUUGUAACUGCGAUUACUUCUAUUCAACUGGAAAUUGCGCGGACUCCACCGGCAGGUGCGAAUGCCGAGAGGAGUUUACGCCGCCGGGCUGCGACUCCUGUAACUACGGAUACUUCGGCUAUCCCAACUGCAGACCUUGCGAGUGUCAUUUACCUGGUACCGACGGUUAUCACUGCGAAGCGACAGACGGGAACUGUCCCUGCAAACUGAACUAUGCCGGUCACUACUGCAACCUCUGUGCGGAGGGAUACUACAAGUUUUCCGAAUGCUUGCCAUGCGGCUGCAAUCCCCUGGGUGCCCUCAACGCUCUUUGCGACGUGAUGUCCGGUAAUUGCACAUGCAAGAACAACUACGGUGGUAGAACGUGUAAUAUUUGCGAGAAUGGCUACUUCAAUUAUCCUUUCUGCACAUAUUGCAACUGUGACCCUCGCGGAACCGAGCCAGGCAUUUGUGACAAGCAGGACGGUGUUUGCUUAUGCAAAGAAGGAUACGGUGGUGCCAGAUGCGACGUAUGCGUCUCCGGAUAUUAUGGUUACCCCAAUUGCAGACCGUGCAAUUGCAGUAUUGUCGGCUCUUCUAGCGUCAGCUGCGAUUCCGCGGGCAAGUGCUCAUGUCUCGCCAAUUUUGCCGGCAGGACCUGCGAUCAGUGUAGUCCAGGAUAUUACAAGUACCCAGAAUGCAUUCCGUGCAACUGUGAUAGUCAUGGCUCAAUCGGCGUUUCCUGCGACGGCGAGGGCAUAUGCCAAUGUCGUGAGAACUUUGAUGGCGUCCGAUGCGAGCAGUGCAAAGACGGCUACUACAACUUUCCAACCUGCGAGGGAUGCAAUUGCGAUCCAGCUGGCAUAGUUGCGACUUUCCAAGGCUGCGGUUCUUUGCCGCCCGGCGAGCUCUGCCAGUGCAAGAAUCGGGUCGAGGGCAGAAUAUGCAAUCAAUGCAAGCCGCUCUAUUGGAAUUUGCAACCUUACAAUCCGGAUGGAUGUGAAAAAUGCCAAUGUAAUCCUUCCGGAGUCAUCGGUGGCAUCGGUGAAUGCGACACUAAGACUGGACAGUGUAUAUGUAAACCCGGCGUAACUGACAGAGAAUGCAGCCGAUGUGUUGACGGAACUUAUAAUCUUGAGGAGAGUAACGUCUUCGGCUGUUCCGACUGCGCUUGCGACGUCGGCGGUUCUAUAAGCCCGAUAUGCGACAAACAGACCGGUCAAUGCCCUUGCCAGCCGAGAGUGACUGGUUUGAUGUGCAAAGAACCCCUGAAGGCUCAUUACUUCCCCACUCUUCACCAGUAUCAGUACGAGGCCGAAGACGGCAAAACAUCAAGCGGCAGUCGAGUUCGCUACGGCUUCACGGAGCACCUUUUCCCGGGCUACAGUUGGAAAGGUUACGCUGUGUUUUCCGCUCUGCAAGAUGAGAUAGUGCUGGGCAUCGAUAUCAGCAAGUCCUCCCUCUACCGGAUGGUCUUGCGCUACGUGAAUCCCAACAAUGAAUCGAUUCUUGGUAUUAUCAUUAUUACUCCGGAUAAUCUAUCCGAAGUGGAGCAACAAUUUAAAAUAAACUUUAAGCCAUCCAGCCAACCAUCAUUCUUGACAGUCGCUGGAAUCCACGGCAAUCAGCCAUCGCCCAUGGUGAUGAAUCCCGGGCAUUGGUCCAUCAAAAUCACUACGAAGAAGAGUCUAUUUCUCGAUUACUUCGUCUUGUUGCCGUCCGAGUACUACGAAGGUACUAUACUGACGCAAGACGUGAACAUACCCUGCAAAAUCGGCUACAAAGAACUUUGCAGACACUACGGCUAUCCGAAUCUAACGCGAUUCGAUUCAGUCCGCGGUGCAGGCGGUUUUAUCAUCGAGGACAACAAUAGAAUCUCGUUGACCGAUCUAUUGACCGAUCACGAAGUUUUACAGGAGAUCGAGGAGAAUGAGAUACCACUUAUUAACGACCAGCAAGAAGAAAUUCACUUCGAGCUUAGGAUCAGUAAACCUGGUCCUCAUGUGCUCGUGGUAACUUAUGUAACUCCACGCGACGAGCAGGCCACUUCAGUCCUACUAAUUGAGGCCGAUACCAUUGGCAAGGGUAAAGCUACUUUGAAUCCCUGUAGAUACGCUAACUCUUGUCGACAAGUUGUCACCGAUAUCUACGGCAAAGUGGCUAUUAUGAACUUCCCAUUCAACUACGUCAGCUUAGUACUGCGAUCGACCAACAAUCCGACUUCAAACGUCGGUAUCAACUCGAUAGUGGCCAUUCCUUAUAGUCAAUGGUCAUUGGACUACGUGAAACCAAAAUCCAUCUGCGUGAGGAAAAACAGCAAAUGUGUGCAAGGACUUUUCCCUGAUGCUGACGCUAAGAAAAUCGAAUUUGAAAUACCCGGUGUACUUGAGGCCAAAUAUCGACCUCCUGGUAUCUACGAUAACGCUACUAAAUUGAUCUACCUGGGUGGCGAUAGUAACAGCGUGGAUAUUCGCGCCAAAGUGCCUCAACCAGGAGAAUAUAUUUUCGUGAUGCAGUAUUAUCAACCGGACCAUCCUCAGUUCAAGCUGGAGAUGCUGGUGCAGAACGGUAAGUUUUACGAGGCAGAAAUCCCGGUACCACAUUGUCCUAGUAACAGUGGCUGCCGCAGCAUUGUUCGUCAGACAGACGGUGGCGGUACCACGUUCCAGCUGAUCGAGAAUUUCGUGCUGACUUUGAAACAGCCUGCUGACAAUCGUAGCAUCUGGUUAGAUUAUAUGCUGGUAAUACCGGCGGAUCAGUACAACGAAAAGAUCCUCGGUAAGCUGCGGUUCGAUCAGACAAAAGAGUUUAUCAAGCGCUGCGGCAACAAUCAUUUCCACAUCAAUGUUACUGAGGACGGCUUCUGCCGCGAUUCUAGUUUCUCGUUGACGACUAAUUACAACAACGGUGCGCUGCCCUGUAAUUGCAUCAUUGAUGGUUCUACCAGCCUAGAAUGCGAGAAAUUCGGUGGCCAAUGUCCCUGCCGACCGAACAUCAUUGGCCGGCGCUGCGAGAUCUGCAAGACCGGCUUUUAUGGCUUCCCUCGAUGCAGACCUUGUAAUUGUCCUACGACCGCACUGUGCGAAUCCGAUAGCGGUAGAUGUAUCUGCCCACCCCGAGUCACUGGAACACGAUGUGACCAAUGCAAAGUCGGUACUUACGGUUUCCAUCCUAUCAUCGGAUGCGAAGAGUGCAACUGUUCGCCUCUGGGUGUUCUCGAUGGUGAUUUACAAUGUGAUUUACUCGACGGUAGCUGCCCCUGCAAGGAGAACGUAGUAGGCCGUCAGUGCGACCGUUGUCGCGCCGGCUAUUCGCAGUUUCCGCAUUGCGAGCGCUGUGACUGCGACUUACGUGGUACCACCGGCGACAUCUGUGACCAGUAUACCGCUGAAUGCUUCUGUAAGAUGAACGUGCAAGGUCUAGCGUGCGACGUAUGUCGCGAAGGCACUUUUGACAUCCAGGCGUCGAAUGAGGAUGGCUGCACCAAAUGUUUCUGCUUCAGCAAGACCACCAGAUGCGCCUCUGCAAGCCUCUACUGGACUUACCUGAUAGAUAUGGAAGACUGGGAGCUGGUUCAGCCCAUUGACAAGAGCGGCAACUUUACCAAUUUACCAACAUAUCCUGACUAUGUGAACGCAACCACUAUCGUUGCUUCUCUUCCUACCAAUGACACCUUCGAGAACGUCGUUUACUUCUCGACACCGGACACCUACCUAAACAAAAAGCUGACCUCCUAUGGCGGCUACUUCAACUACACUAUACAUUACAGCACGGGACCUUUCGGCAAAGCCAUCAGCGCCGUCGACGUGAUUCUUCAGGGCGCUGACACUACAUUAUUUUAUUACUCUGAGGAACAGCCACCGUCAUCCGUGAAUUUCAGAGCAUCCAUCCGCCUCGUUGAGGCCAAUUUCCUCACUGUCAAUAAACUCAGUGCUACGAGAGAACAGUUGAUGGUGGUUCUCGAAGAUCUACAUAGAAUAUAUGUACGCGCUACAUACUGGAACCCUAGCAUCUACGUCUGGUUAUCAUACGUGACUCUGGACGUCACAAAAGAGCAAUAUUCGGCUCAGUACAGCGUUCGGGCUAGUAGCGUAGAACAAUGCCAAUGUCCACCUAAUUAUCAAGGACUAUCAUGCGAGGAAUGUGCUCCAGGUUACUACAGAGUGAGAUCGGGACCACACGGCGGAUACUGUCUGCCCUGCCAAUGCAAUGGCCACGCAAACACAUGCGAUGUAAACACUGGCAUCUGCCAGGACUGUAGAAAUGGCACCACCGGCGACCAUUGUGAGUUUUGCGAGCGAGGCUACUACGGCAACGCUACCGUGGGCACACCAACAGACUGUCUGAUCUGCGCAUGUCCAUUGCCGGUUGUCUCUAAUAAUUUUGCCACUGGUUGUGAGGUAAAUGACGAAGGAAACAAGAUCAGUUGUGACUGUUUGCUUGGAUAUUAUGGCGCCCGUUGCGAGGCAUGUGCCGCCGGCUAUUAUGGCAAUCCUGAAGUAUACAGCGACUACUGCAAGCCAUGCGAGUGCUCCGGUAACAUUGACACCAAUCGGAUCGGUUCUUGUGACUCCAUCACUGGUCAAUGCCUGCAGUGUUUGAACAAUACCUAUGGCGAGGCAUGCAAUUUAUGCGCGCCUGGCUAUUUCGGCGAUGCCGUGAAACGAAAAGAUUGCAGAAGCUGCGUGUGCGACGAAUGCGGCAUGAAGCGCUGCGACAGCUACAGCGGCAAAUGCUUCUGCAUGGAGAACGUGAUUGGCGAACAGUGCGAUCGCUGCGCACCUGAUCAUUACGGUUUCAGCCGCUGUGAUGGCUGCAAAGCUUGCGAGUGCGGCCUUGCAUCCGAAAGAAGCCAAUGCGACAACGAAACAGGCCAGUGCAAAUGUAGGUCAGGGGUUACUGGUCGUAAGUGCGACCAGUGUAUUCAAGGAUACUGGAACUACGGACUAGACGGAUGUACAUCAUGUGGAUGUCACACUGGCUACUCCGUGGGUGUGUCCUGCAACACAACGACUGGACAGUGCACCUGUUUACCCGGUGUGAUAGGUGAGAAGUGCGAUCAUUGCCCAUAUCGACAUGUGCUCAUUCCGACACAGGGUUGCUUUUCCUGUGGUUCUUGUAUCGGGAAUCUUUUAGAUGUCACGGAAGAACUGACCGAUUUAUUGGAACAUGUUUCACGUGAAUACAGUACGGUUGCGGAGGACUACUUUACGAAUCAACGAUUGAAAUUCAUCAACGACACAGCGAACGAACUCUACCCCGAAGUUAGAAUAUUAGAUCCAAGCAGAGUAAGCUUCUUACCAUUGCAGGAAAAAGUAGGACAAUUAGAACACGAAAUGUCUAAUCAGAAACGACAGAUCGAGUUUGCCGUCGAAGAUAGUAUUAAAUGGAAGGACGCUGCGGAAAACACAUUGAAGGAUAUGAGCAACCUAGAAGAGGACGUGGUACGUGAGAUUGAGCUAGUAAAUCAGAUCGUAUCUGAGGUACAAUCUCUGGCGUCAAAUAUUGAGCUAGGAACGAGCGCGAAGGUCGACAGCGCUUUGAAUGAAGCAAAGGAAAUCCUAAAAAAGAUCAAGGACGUUUCCUUUGUUAAGUUCCGGGACGAUGCAGUAGAUCAGGUGGAUCAGGCCAACAUUCUCGUAUCCGAAAUGCAGAAGUACAAUUUCCCUGUCAGUAAUUUGAGUAAUGCUGCAAUUAAUCUUAGCGACAAGAUCAGAAACGCCAGUGCCAAGAUGUACGAUCUGCUGGAUAUUGCGCAAAAAGUUCAAGAUCUAUCUAGCACGGUAGACAAAUUGAAUAGAGAGAACAGAUUCGCCACUAAAGCCGGUAACUUUGACGUAGUGAAGAACUCCACACUAGAGGCGAAAGAGGACUUGGAAGCCGGGGAUGCACUUAAUAAGAAUGCUAAUCAGUACCUUGUCGACGCGAAAGCGAAUAUUCAUAUCCUGUUGAUGAACGACAUCACAAGUGCAACUAAUCGGUUGAACAUCACUAUCGCCAAGAACGAUCACAUGUUGAUCGAGUUGACGCAACUGAUGCAGAAUGCUCAUAAUCACGCAGAAUAUCUCUACAACCAUUCUCUGGCGUUGGAUAAUUUGCUGACCGACACUCGCAAUACUAAUGCAGUGAGGGCCGUUUCGGCAUACAGGAAUAUUGAAACUGCGAUCCAAGCUGCGAGGAACGCCGCGGAUGAAGCCAUGAUCGCUUCUGAAAAUGCGACGUCGCUGUCUAGUGGUAUUGAACAGAAAAUGUUGAAUUCCCAAGACGAAUGUUACAAGUUGUUAAAUUUCGCACGACUCACUUUGGAGAAAACAAAAGGACAGCCUGAAAACGACUUGCGAGACGCGAGAAACAACGCAACCUUCAUUGACAAGCAAAACAAACGCAAUAAGGAGUUAUUAGAUAAUAUCUAUAAAACACUCACCAAUAUUCCUUUACAAUCGUCCAUGGUUGCACACGACGCUAUGAAUUUGACGAUGAACGUUGAACGUAAUAUUCAAAGAGCUGUAAAUGAUAUGGACGGCAUCGUAGAUCAUAUUCCGGAAGACUUGCGAAAAGCAAAGCAGCUGUCAAAGGAUACAUCAGAAUCGAUUCGUGAUAUUUCGCAAGCGAACAAACAGCUAGACAUCGUGGACAAAGUGAUGCCGAACAUCACCAAUUUAUUGAAUACCCUAAACGAAAACCAGAAAUUAAUAGACACCACUGGUAAAGAUUUACAGAACAAAAUCGAAGCCCUGAAGAAUAAGAUUGCGAAUGCCCGGGAACUAGCUGACCGAUUCCGAUAUGGCUUAACAUUCUACAGAAACACCACUCUAGAACUGAAGAAUCCAGAGAGUCUGCCGUUGUUAGCCACUUCCACCAAAAUUUCCCUUUACUUCAGAACCAACAAAACAAAUGGUUUUCUACUGUACCUCGGCAAUGAGGAGAAGACGAAUUUACCGCGUUCUAAAGCGCAUGAUUUUAUGGCGUUAAUGAUUGAGAGCGGAUAUCCCGUACUUAUAAUCGACUUGGGAUCUGGACCCGAGAAGAUAAUUCACAACAAAUUCGUAUCGGAUAACGUGUGGCGGCAGAUAAUCAUCUACAGGACGGGCAAGAAUGUGAAAUUGAUGAUUCGCGAGGAUAUCGGAGAAGGUCGGGACGAGUUGUACAAGAUGACGGGUGUCCUAACAGGCCCUUAUUAUAUCUUCAACGUAGACCGGGAACAUUCAAAGCUUUUUGUGGGUGGCUACCCGUCAUCUUUCCAUAUUCAGGAUGCUGUGACCGCAUCAUCGUUUGAAGGCGAAAUGGAGGAGUUGGUGAUAGGUGAUAUACCAGUGUCCUUCUGGAAUUUCGUUUACGGCGAGAACAACCAAAAAAGCGCGAUCGAACGCGACAAGCUCGUCAACUUCCAGCCAAGCACGGGAUACCGUUUUGAUCGGCACGGCUAUGCGAUUCUCAGCAAGAAAGAUUCACAGAUCACACCGGACCUUAGAAAAUUCAGCAUCAAGCUGGCCUUUAAAACAUUCGCUGAAGACGGGUUGAUUUAUUUGAUGGGCAAAGGCAGACAAUUCCUGUCGUUGGAAAUGAAGAACGGUCGACUAUUGUAUCAGUAUGAUCUUGGUGAGGGUGCGAUCGUUUUGGAAUCCUUGGACAAAUAUAAUAACGGCAGUUGGCAUGUCUUGGAGGCUCUCAGAUUCGGCGGAAGCGGUGUGCUCAAAGUAGACGGCCACAAAGUAAAUGAUUUCGAAGCGGUCGGAACUGCUAGGACUUUAUCAUCUUCGGAUCACAUAUAUUUUGGCGGAUAUCCACCCAACGCGAAGCAUCCUUAUCAGUCGGUCACCAAUAACGGUUUCGAAGGUUGCAUCGAUAACGUCAUCAUCCUCGAUACUUCGAUCGAUCUCACUCGCAAUGUACAGGCGUUCGGAGUUAUUCCUGGUUGCCCAGUGAGGUUCGCCAGCUUAGUUUCCUUCGAGAAGAAUAUGCCCGGCUAUGUAAGAUGGCAGAGCUUUAUGUCAGAUGGCUUGCAAGUGAACCUAAAAUUCAAGACUUUGGCCAAUGACGGAUUAAUCUUCUACGCUAUCGAUGAUAGCCAAAAUACGAAAAACGGUUACCUCUCGCUGGAAAAUGGCCGGCUGGUGUUCAACAGCCAAGGCGUCGAAUUGUGGACUAGCCCAUCGGACGUGAAAUUCAACGACAACGAGUGGCAUGUGGUAACGGUCACUCAAGAUCAAUCGGGCCUUAGUCUCGACAUCGAUGACACGAAGAGUUACACGUCAGAUUUACCACCGCCACUUCUGCACUUCUUCCACGGCAACCUGUACAUCGGUGGAUUGCCAUUAAGAUUGGAUCUCAAUGGUACAACUGUACCUUUCGUUGGCUGUAUCGGCGAUGCAACCUUGAAUGGCGAGAUCAUCAUCAACUUCGCCAAUUCAACCGAGAGGCCACACGCGUUCUUAGGAAAAUGCAAGGGUGGCGAUCAAACACUUUUGCCACCAAUCAUCGAAUCCGAACUUCCACCACUGUUGCUACCAACAGAAAGUCCGGAAGAACCAAUAGAGCUAUCGACUCAGAUCAACAUAGUAGACAUUGAUAUGGAAAGAGAGGAUGAAGAUGAAGAACCGUAUAUGGAAGGUCGAAAUAAUAUUGAAAACGUUGAUUUCCUUACCACAACUAUACCAACGACGCAGGUUCCAACCGAGCCUAAUAUUCAAAUGGAUGACGAAUGUCAUUUACCAUACUAUCCGGCUGCAGACCCCGAUCUGGAGAAUACAGUCUGGCGAUUCGGUAUUUUCAGGAACAGCAGAUUGCAAUACAAGACUCUGAACGAAAGAUUCAAAGACAAUUAUAAUUUCCGAAUCAACAUAAAGACAGUGACCAAUGAUGGAAUUAUAUUCUACAGCUCCAACUUGAAUCAACAAGAUGAUCCAGACUUUGUUGCCGCGUACAUGCUUGACGGAAAGGUUCACUACAAAUUUGAUUGUGGAAGUGGAAUGAUAUCCCUGAUGAACGAGAAGAAAAUCAACGACGACCAGUGGCAUUUUGUGAUCUUCACGAAGAAUGGUAAAUAUGGUCAGUUGAUCGUGGAUGAGGAGGCGAUUGUAGAGGGAUAUUCUCAAGGAAAUUCUACCAUCAUCGACGUCAAUUCGCCCUUCUUUAUUGGCGGAGUCUUACCGCAAAUGUCCAGCACUGCGCACAUAAAUAUUGGCCUCAAUAAGACGUUUAAUGGUUGUCUAGGAAAUUUCAUGAUAAACGGAUACAUCGUAGAACCAUCGCAGAAAGUAGACGUGAUGCCUUGCUCGCAGAGGGUUGAAUCUGGUCUUUUCUUUUACCCAGGAAACGGCAGCAACUUAUAUAAAGCAGCUGACAAAUUCAACAUGAAUCGUGGAUUCGACAUUCAACUGGAUAUAAAGCCACGUUCGACAUCCGGGCAUUUAUUGUCAGUGCAUGGUAAGAGAGACUUCAUUAUCUUGGAAAUGAUCAACGGCACUGUCAGGUUACUUGUGAAGGCACAUAAAGGCUCAAUCGAGACUUCGUUCGUGCCAACGAAGCCAAACUCCCUGUGUGACGGCAACUGGCAUAAUAUUCGAGCGAGCAAACGGAAGAACGCGAUGUUACUAUCAGUCGAUCAUAAAGCAGCGCCACUCGCAAUCGUCGACGGCAGAAAUAUGGCUCGUGUUUUGUCAAAACAUCCAGUAUUUAUUGGCGGACACUCAAGUCUAGGAAAGGGAUUGCGAGGCAGCACUUCGCAAGCACAAUACAUCGGCUGUAUCUCCAACAUUAUGAUUAAUUUGAACCGCAUCGAAAUUACGCCCGAGCGAGCUUAUGGUCGAGUCCUUGCCGGGGUGUGUCCGACCAUUUAAAACGCAAUAAUCCUUUUAUUUUUAGACAAGCUAUACAAACUUACACGAAAAUCCAACUUUAUAGAUUUUUCUUUCUUUAAAGUAUCGCAUUCAUUAUUCUCUAGUGUUUGAUUGAAAGAUAACGAUUAAAAAUAAACAUGUAACGAGCGGAAAAAUGAACUUAUAAAUUUAUUUGAUUCUUUUGAGAAGAAAUAUUUUUCUCGUUUUCAUUAGCGAUUGAGGAAGAUGAUUGUAUAGAACGAUACAAAGAAACUAUUUUAACCAAAGAUACAACUUGAAACUCCUGUUUCCUCACCGCAGUCAUUUUGAUUGAUGACAUCAGAAGUAAGAAGGUACUCAAAAUUUUUGCAAAUAAAUUAAAAUAAAAGGAUGUAUUCUUAAAAUGACACUUAUGAUAAAUUAGAAAGAUUUGUGAAAUACUCUGGAAUCUUUUCUCUUGCCUUAAUAAUUAAUAAGUAACUGUAAAAUUUAUGUGACACGAAUAACCUUUCAACUUCGUGAUCAUCACGUAUUAUUUAUGGUCCUUUAUUAAUUAGUGAUAUGAAAAGUAAGUUUGCGGACUACAAAUUUAAACAAAUAAUAACGUUAUUUUAUGUGCAUAUUUUUAUUUUAACAUAUUUUGUGAGAAUUUCGAUUAUAUAUUUUUUCGCUUAUGACAUCAUCAAUCAAGAUCACCACAGUAGCGACUGUGAGAUUCCGAAAGCUUUAAUAAAAUAUAUAAAUUAUAGAAUAUAUGUAUAAUAUUUUUCGAGAUUUUCGAGAGUAAUGGUUUUAGUACGCAAGAGGAUGUAAGUAAAGAAAAAAGAUGAGAUAUAUGGAAGUCAUAAGCGUUUUAUUUUGUGAAUAUGUAUACACACACACACACGUAUGUAUGUAUGUAUGUAUAUACAUACAUAUACAUACAUAUAUACGCAAUGUAUAUUUGUGCGUUAUCGCACCCGGCACAUCUUGUAAAUAAAUCCAAAUUUCUGUACAAUAAGUUCUCAAAAGUUCAUUUUUCGGAGAUAUUUCUGGCUUAGUCUUAAUAUUGUUAUGUCAUAAAUAUCAAAACUCGUCAUUCUUAAAUAACUUAUAUCAUUUUUCCGUACUAAAAAAUGCACGCAACACUGUUUUUUCUCUGACAAUUACAAUAUUCAAUCAAUUUAUCGUUUUAAUAAUGAAUAAACACAAUGGUUACGAAAAUGUAAACUAAAAUGCUGAAUGAAAGUGCGAAAUGUGUGUCGAUGUGACUAUGAUAAAGUGCGCAUUGUACUGCAAUAAACGAUACAUUCAAUUGUUA
Dinoponera quadriceps is the source of this 12468-nucleotide messenger RNA. RefSeq names its product laminin subunit alpha (gene LanA). Gene Ontology annotation, biological process: regulation of cell adhesion; cell adhesion; regulation of cell migration. Gene Ontology annotation, molecular function: signaling receptor binding. The transcript has 28 exons. Lineage: Eukaryota; Metazoa; Arthropoda; Insecta; Hymenoptera; Formicidae. The record is from RefSeq and is a predicted model, not a curated record. Bases 180 to 11189 code for a protein of 3669 amino acids.